Messenger RNA from Aaosphaeria arxii CBS 175.79, 1600 nucleotides. Its product is annotated as lytic polysaccharide monooxygenase. Gene Ontology annotation, biological process: chitin catabolic process. Gene Ontology annotation, molecular function: chitin binding. The coding region runs from base 188 to 1393 and encodes 401 amino acids. The transcript has a single exon. NCBI's taxonomy places the organism in Eukaryota, Fungi, Ascomycota, Dothideomycetes, Pleosporales. The record is from RefSeq and is a predicted model, not a curated record.
CACUCGCUCCCUUGCCCAGGGUUAUAAACACUACAGAUCCCGUUCCUCCUUCCCUUUUCGCCAUUCGAAACUCAACCUUUACUUCACAUUCAACCCCUCUUGAUCCCAUACAACCUAUCCUUAACGUCAGAAAUCAACCCCUUAUCGCCCUACGAUUAACCCUUCAUCCCUAGCUAGACCAACUCCGAUGAUGUAUGCACAACCCUUCAUCUUGUUGGGCCUUGGCCUUCUCCCCUCAGCCUAUGGACAUAUGAUCAUGGCCAAUCCUGAGCCGUUCGGGCAUCCAGACAACAGUCCCCUCAGAUCAGAUGGCAGCGACUUUCCUUGCAAGGUCGGCGCUGGCGGACAAUAUCAAGUUACGAAGAUGAAUGACUGGCAGGUGGGCUCGCAGCAAACCCUCUCAUUCAACGGUUCCGCUGUCCAUGCUGGAGGAUCUUGCCAGAUUUCCGUCACAACCGACAAGCAGCCCACUAAAGACUCCAAGUUCAAGGUCAUCUACUCGAUUGAAGGUGGCUGCCCUGGGGUCGAUAAGCCAGCGACCUUCCCGUUCUCCAUCCCCAAGGAGCUUCCGAACGGCGAGGGUACGAUGGCCUGGACUUGGAUGAACAAGAUUGGCAAUCGCGAAUUCUACAUGAAUUGCGCGCCCAUCAAGGUUUCCGGUGGAAGUGAUGAUGCAGCCGCAUUCAAUGCAUUGCCAGAUAUGGCCGUCGCAAACCUCGCCACUACAUCUUGCAAGAACGAGCCUUCCUUCGACUACACCUUCGAAAAUCCUGGAAAGUACACAACACGGAUUGGAGCGGGUCCCUUCGCUCCUCUCUGCGGUGGUCCCCCUGUCUCUGGCUCGCCAGGAGCUUCACCGACAGCACCAGGCAAUGGUACUCCCCCCUCGAAGCCUACCACUUUCAAUAAUGGUUUGUGGACACCUCCUGGCACCAAAGUUGUGGGUCCAUCAACUAUAGAUUCGUCUGUUGCUCCGACCUCGUCUGUUGCUCCGACCUCGACUGUCGCCUCACAAGUAGUCCCAGUUACGUCCACCGUUCGUACUCUCGUCACUGUCACUGUUCCUGCUGGAACAGGAUCUAUAGGUCAGCCUUCCGUGGCCCCGUCAAACACGACAUCGAUCUUCAACAAACCCUCUGAGCCCACGGCAUCAUCAGCACCGGCUGCGCAGCCCUCUGCACCGGCUCCCGGAAAUACCACAUGCGGAGAUCAGGGUGCGAUCCUCUGCAACGGAAGUGACAAAUUUGGCAUCUGCAACCACGGCAAAGUUGUCUGGCAGUCCGUUGCUCCUGGUACCAAGUGUCAAGACGGUGCGAUCGCGAAAGUGAAGCGUGACUACGUCCUCCGCACUGAGCGGGCCAACAAGUUGCGAGGCAUGAUCCUUCACGCGUGAUUCAAUUUGUUGUCUCAGUGUUCGGGUGCUAUUUUCACAAGUUUCUUAUCCGCACCACACAUACAUAUAUCGACUCGUUGCUACUCGUAAAUAUUCCUUGCUCUCUUCAGGCGAGGUCAGGCUACAUCUGAUGAGUCUAUCGCUCAUGGAGCACGAGAGCUUCUCCAUCACUUCAUCAGGUUCAAGCGAUCAUAUCUUUAAGCGUGC